UCGCAGCCCGCAGCAUGUUGUGUUUUGUCAGCAAAUUGGUGUACUAGCAGUUUGCCACAUUUAAAGUAUAAUAAAAUCGUGUUCAUUGCCUGAUCUUGCGAGAUAUAUAUCUAUCAUUAUGGGAAGAAAUGUGACACUAGCGACAUGCGUGCUCAAUCAGUGGGCAAUGGAUUUCGACGGCAACCUUAAACGUAUCAUAAAAAGUAUUGAAGAGGCUAAAGCAAAGGGAGCAUCUUACAGAUUGGGUCCAGAACUAGAAAUACCUGGCUAUGGAUGUGCUGACCAUUUUAUGGAAAGUGAUACCAUGCUCCAUUCCUUUGAAGUGCUGGCAGAGUUGCUUUCACAUCCAGCAUGUCAAGACAUAAUCAUCGACACCGGAAUGCCAAUAAUGCACAAGAGUGUUGUCUACAACUGCAGGGUGAUAUUUCUGAACAAAAAAAUCCUGCUGAUCAGGCCAAAGAAGUGUAUGUGUGAUGAUUACAACUACAGGGAGUCCCGGUGGUUCACUGCCUGGCAAAAAGACAGGACUGUGGAGGAAUAUUACCUACCCAGAAUGAUUUCCGUUAUUACUAAUCAGAAAACGGUAAGCUUUGGAGAUGGUGUAAUAUCCACUGUGGACACUUGCAUUGGGGCCGAGAUUUGUGAAGAACUUUGGAAUGCUAACAGCUCGCAUGUGCAUCAGGGUUUAGAUGGAGUGGAAAUUUUUACAAAUUCAAGUGGCAGUUACCAUGAGCUACGAAAAUCAUAUGUCACUGUUGAUCUUGUCAAGGCAGCAACAUAUAAGAGUGGGGGUAUCUACAUGUUUUCCAAUCUGCGUGGUUGUGAUGGCGACAGAGUUUACUACAACGGCAAUGCGUGCAUAGCAAUCAAUGGCUUCAUCGUGGCGCAGGGAGACGAAUUCUCGCUGGCUGAAGUGGAGGUUGUCACGGCAACGCUUGACUUGGAGGAUGUCAGAUCGUAUAGGCAUGCGAUCCGUAGUUGGUGUGCGACUGCCGCUAACUCUGCUCCAUAUCCAAGGAUGCAGGCCAAUUUUGCUCUAUCGGGUGAGACUGAUCUCUUCAUGCCAACGUAUGAGCCAAUUCAAUGGGUUUAUCACACACCAGAAGAAGAAAUUGCCAUGGGCCCUGCAUGCUGGUUGUGGGAUUACCUCCGUCGUAGUGGCAUGGCAGGCUUCUUUCUACCUCUGAGCGGCGGUGUUGACAGUGGCAGCUGUGCGUGCAUCGUCGCCUCCAUGUGCAAGCUGGUGUGCGAGGCGGUCAGCCGUGGAGACAAGCAGGUGCUGGAAGAUUGCAGGAAAAUAGUAGGUGAUGCAACCUACACGCCGACCGACGCCAAAGAACUCUGCUCUCGCAUCUUCACCACCUGCUACAUGGGCACGGAGAAUUCGUCGCACGUUACCAAACAGCGAUCGAAAGAUCUGGCAUCUCAGAUCGGGAGCUAUCACCUGAACGUGGUGAUCGACGCGGCGGUGAUGGCCGUCAUCGGGAUUUUCACGACCUUCACCGGCCUCGUGCCUCGCUUCAAGGUGAAAGGCGGCACCGUGCGUGAGAAUCUCGCCCUGCAGAACGUACAGGCGAGGUUACGGAUGGUAUUGGCAUACCUCUUUGCCCAACUGACGCUCUGGGCACGGGGCAGACCCGGUGGACUUCUAGUGCUAGGCUCCGGAAAUGUCGAUGAAGGACUGCGAGGCUACAUGACCAAGUACGACUGCUCCAGCGCGGACAUCAGCCCGAUAGGCGGAAUCAGCAAGACCGAUCUGAAAUGCUUUCUCAAGUACUGCGUCAAUACGUACGGCUUUACGGCGUUGACAGACAUACUAGAUGCGCCACCGACGGCAGAGUUGGAGCCUCUCAGAGAUGGAGAGAUAGCACAGACAGACGAGGAGGACAUGGGUAUGACCUACGACGAGUUGUCAGUCUAUGGUCGGCUGAGGAAGCAGGAUAAGUGCGGUCCAUAUAGCAUGUUUGGAAAGCUCGUACACACAUGGAGAGAUAAAUAUCGAGUAGAAGAGGUGGCGGAGAAGGUGAAGCACUUCUUUCGAUGCUACGCGAUCAACCGACAUAAGAUGACAACUCUGACGCCAGCCUACCACGCGGAGACCUACAGUCCCGACGACAACCGCUACGACCAUCGCCAGUUCCUCUACAAUGCCAAGUGGACGUGGCAGUUCCGCGCCAUUGACGUGCAGUGUAGAGUGCUCAUGACACACAAACAGGGAGGAGGAGGAGGAGCAAGCAGAGGAGGAGGGGGAGGGGGAGGCAGCGGCGCACGCAGGGAGCGGGGCAGGGAGAAGACGUGGGAGAACUUCAUAGAGGCCGACAAGACGAAGCACCUGCCGGCGAGCGCUCAGGCCGACGCCGGCCGCGGCGGCGCCCCCUCCCCGGACGCGGGCGAGGCCGGCGUUGCCGUGGCGACCGGCUCACGGCGGUCGGCGAUGAAGCCGGCGAGCAGGCGGGUGACGUUCGCCGCCGACGACGACGUGCGGCUCGUGCGCUCACGGCCCGACGGCGUGUCGGCAGGGGGCGCCGUCGCAGACGGCGAGGCGGCCGACCUUGCGACGCUGGGGAAGAACGCGCUGCUGAGGCUGCAGAAGGGCGGCGGCGGCAGCGGCGACGGCGGCGGCGAGGAUCCGCGCAACCUCGCCGAGCCGCUGCCGAGCUACGCCGAGCACGUCAGCAUGUACGGCGCGUCGUCGUCGGACACGGCUGCCGCGGGGACGCGGAAGCCCACCUACAGCAGCGUGUACGCGACGAGCGCGCGGCUUGCCAGCGCUCAACCCUUCCCUCCGCAUCUCGUCAGGUCCGGCACGGCGCAGAGGGAUCACCUCAACGUUAUUAACCUGGGCGCCUGCUAA
Molecule: messenger RNA, 2854 nt
Organism: Priapulus caudatus
Lineage: Eukaryota; Metazoa; Priapulida; Priapulimorpha; Priapulimorphida; Priapulidae
Product: glutamine-dependent NAD(+) synthetase-like
Exons: 19
Coding region: 119-2854 (911 amino acids)
Biological process (GO): NAD+ biosynthetic process
Cellular component (GO): cytoplasm
Molecular function (GO): glutaminase activity; ATP binding; NAD+ synthase (glutamine-hydrolyzing) activity
Source: RefSeq, a predicted model, not a curated record